AUUGUAAUAAGAGAAGAAAUCGGUGCGAUUGACUAUGGCAAUUUCUUUUUCCCAAUUGCGAGAUUUGCUAGAUUCAAAUGGAAGUAUAUUGAUGCGGAUGGUUCUAGUGUUUUAUCCAUCAUUCUCAGUGCCUUUUAUCGCCCGAGUAAUGCUCCUGUUCAAUGCGAUUACAGAAAAGGUGAAUCAUCUAGUGCUAAGACCUAUUUGGGGUUGGAUUGUUUGGGUGAUGAGCAAAAUACAGAAAGCCGUCCUGUUGUAUUGGCAGUCAACGAUAAGACCUCUGUUGGAUCCGGUUGUAGAGAAGAUGAGUAAUGCAUGGGAAGAUCUCAUGCUGUAUUUGCUGUCGAGUGUGAGAGUUGUGCGGGAUCGGAUUGCCAGUAAGAUGAGAAAUGCGUCGGAAGCUCUUGAGAUGCAUCUCACCAAUGAUGCGGAAAUGGGUCAACCGAUGGCCAAGCUGAUCGGCAAACUUGCCUUGCUAUCCACAACGUUUUUUCUGCAAGGAUCAGAGUUACUAAAACACUCGAAAUCCUCUCUCGGAGGUGGGGCUGCACGUCAAAUUCAACAUUGAACUUCACUUGUUUUAUUCUAGCAAUUUGUUUUGAAAAAUUUUAUGAUAAUACCUUGAGGAACAUUGGUGCUGCAUUCUGUAUGGCUGUUUUUAUUCUAAGUCUGCAGGUGGUGUUACGCCCACGAAUAGACCUCGGUUUAUUUG
Molecule: messenger RNA, 712 nt
Organism: Rubroshorea leprosula
Lineage: Eukaryota; Viridiplantae; Streptophyta; Magnoliopsida; Malvales; Dipterocarpaceae
Source: the annotation of a GenBank genome assembly